UCACCGUCCGCGUGCGGAAGAAUAGACGAAUACUGAAAUUGUCCCCAGCUUUGCAGGAGAUAUCACGCUUUGUCGGGCGUCUCGCAGAAUACCUGGGCGAAGAGCAAGGAAAAGGAGAAGAGAAAAAAGAAAUGCUUCGAAUACGUUCGCAAAGUAGCGUGUGCGAGCAGGAAGCUAAGUUCGUGCAGGAUCGCAUCACGGCCGUGGAGAAACACUUCGCCGAGCUGUGCACGAUAUUCGCGGCGUUCGUCAGGAAAACGGCCAGGUUACGCGAUAAAGGUGAUGAGCUGGCCAAAAUCAUACAUACAUACGCCGACUUGGAGACUGUGAAUCGAUCCUUGAGCACCGGACUCGCCAGUUUCUCCGCGACGUUAUCGGUCAUCGGUGAUUACAGAGAUGCGGAAGUGCAAAGGUUGGACGCUAAAGUGGUCGCUCCUCUUUCGCAAUACGCGACAAUUUGCAAACAUGCCCGCGACGAGGUGAAGAGCACCUUCUCGGCGCGUGACAGGGAACUCGCGAGACGGAGACAUCUGGAUAAAGUCCGGGAGAGGAACCCCAGGAAUCGUCAGAUGAUAUCGCAAGCCGAAUCGGAGCUGAUGAAGGCAUCCGUCGAGGUGUCUCGAGUAGUGAAGGGACUGGAGGAACAGAUCGACUCGUUCGAGCAACGAAAGCUGCAUGAUCUGAAAUCUAUAUUGCUGGACUUCGUCACCGUGGAGUUGAGCUUUCACACUAAGGCGCUCGAACUCUUGACCAAAGCGUACCAAGACGUCAUGGCCAUCGACGAGGUCAAAGACCUCGAGGACUUUCGAAACACGAGAGGAAACAUGAACGGGGAAUUCAGGGAGACGAUGCGCGUUUCCGACUCCGUCGCGAGAUUGAACACAGUGGGUAGAACCUCGUUCCGACAAGCCUAUUCGUUAACGAACCUGGCUAGUCGAUUCGCAUCUUCUCCUAUGACUUCGCAAAAAUUGGUUAAUCAAGGAGCCGAGUCCGCUGAUUCCAUACGAACGGGAUUCACAAAUUCAUCCGAGUCCGUCCAAGUGGAAGAAUACGCCGAUAGUACAGAGGAAACGGAAUCAGAGUCAAUUCGAGACAAGCCUGUGAGAACUAGGCAUAAAUCUAUGUAACCUUAAUCACUCCUUUAACUUCUUGCCUUCCUGUCCUUCUAGAGAACAGUAUCAGGACGUCUGGGCCAUAAAGUAAAGAAGCGUUUCAUAAUCAAACCUGUUCCAGCGAUUCCCACAUAUAAGAAGUCCUUAAUAUCGUCAAUUAUUUAUGGCGU
Messenger RNA from Harpegnathos saltator (Jerdon's jumping ant), 1282 nucleotides. RefSeq names its product CBY1 interacting BAR domain containing protein Fam92 (gene Fam92). The transcript has 8 exons. Lineage: Eukaryota; Metazoa; Arthropoda; Insecta; Hymenoptera; Formicidae. The record is from RefSeq and is a predicted model, not a curated record. Gene Ontology annotation, biological process: cilium assembly. Bases 132 to 1127 code for a protein of 331 amino acids. Gene Ontology annotation, cellular component: ciliary transition zone; ciliary basal body.